This is a messenger RNA of Hibiscus syriacus, 856 nucleotides long. RefSeq lists its product as uncharacterized. The transcript is spliced from 3 exons. The coding region runs from base 316 to 819 and encodes 167 amino acids. NCBI's taxonomy places the organism in Eukaryota, Viridiplantae, Streptophyta, Magnoliopsida, Malvales, Malvaceae. The record is from RefSeq and is a predicted model, not a curated record.
GUGCAUGUUGAUUGAAUAUCUAAAUCACUCUACCUAACACAAAAUUACAACCUUUAUACUCCCAGUUUUCAACACCAAAUGCUGCAAAUGCAAGUACAACGUUGGUGACUAGUUUCACCAACUUAAACUCCAUUUUACUCAUUUUUUAACUCCUAGUCACCCCCAGGGCAAGCUACCAACCCACUUCUUACUCAAAUCCAGGUGGUCUACCCUUUUGGCUUCUUCCCUUUUGUUCUUUUGGCUCACAAAUCCCUCCAAUAUCAAAUAAAACCAUCUUCUCCUCCAAGCUAUUCGGUCACAGAUACUACAUCAACAAUGGCAGCUCCUACAUCAAGUCUCAAGCGUUUCAUCUCUUUCAACUUAUUAAUCAUCAUCGCCAUAUUCUGCUGCAAUCUUCGCUCAACGAACGCACAGAAGUUCCCCGCAGAGUCCCUUGCCAAUGCUUUCUUCUGUUUCAACAACAAAUAUAUUUAUACUGGCUGCGAUGAAGCUUAUAGAUUGAACGAGAGUGGUAACCUCAAUGUACCUCGUGAAGCUACCGACGUCUUCUGCAAUGGCCCUUGCUUGGCUGAGACACGGUUGGUGCUUCAAUGCGUUGACGAUGUUUUAUCAGGCUUCGUAUUUUAUAACAAAGCCACCGUUCGAGACAUCACAAAUGUACUCCGUGCUGGUUGCAGCUACACAAGCACAAGAGGGAAUUUCGGUGUGGGGGAUUAUUUUCAGGGAGGAAUAAGCGAUGCAUCGAGAUUGGGCGAGUCCUCUAUGAUCAGCUUGUCUACUUUAACACUGAUUGUUGUAAUUUAUGUUUUGAUCUUAUAGCUAGUUUAUGGCUGUAUCGGCAUUGAAAGACAUGUAU